UAGGUCGCAGUAACAUCGGUGCCAUUGAGUUCACACAAUAUGAGGGAACACAGCGGCAGCCAAAACCCAACUCUAGAUUUUUCAAAUUGGUGUGCUUGACUGUUUUAAACCCGCAUAAUGUAACAAUAAACGAAACAUUACAACCUUCGGGAAUGGAAGCCAGAAGCUGGCUUUUAUUUUGACUGCAAGAAUGUGGUGCGGGGAGCCCUGACAAUACGCCGUUUAGCUUUCAAAUGGAAGAUUGGCUACUCCAGCUCAUUUCGGUGGAUAUGUUGCCGUUGUUUUUUUUACACAGACCCUUUCUAAUCGGCAUGGAUCUUGGGAUUUGGAUUCUUUUACCUCUUUCGUGUAUUGAGCUGUGAAAAGAAGACAGGCUACGCCGAUCGACCGGGAUACAACAUUCUCUGCCUACCUCGACAUUUUGCUACCAGGGAUUUAAAUAAUCACGUGCUACAACAACGGAAAGAUUUUAUAUAUAUAUAUAACCAGAAUUGAUGUGGCCGUGUGACCUUUAAUGAAUUCAAUCUGGAGGGCAAAAUGAGUAGGGAAAGGCCGAAGAGAAAUAUCAUUCAAAAGAAAUUUGAUGAUAACGAUGGGAUCCCGUGGUCGGAGGAGAGAGUGGUCCGCCGGGUGCUCUACCUCUCACUUAAAGAGUUUAAGACGGCUCAGAAGGGCAAAGUGGAGAAUGGCACGGGAAUAGUUAAUGGCUCCUUUGCAAAUGGUCAUCUGAAUGGUCCGAGAGCUAAAGCUGGGCGGUUCGCAGGAAGCUGUAAGUCAGACCGGACACAACAUGCAGUUCAGAGCAAAGACUGCAGCCAUGAGUAUUCAAUAGAGGGGCCUGUCAGAAAGAGGCCAAGACUGCAGGCUCAGAGGAAGUUUGCUCAGUCUCAUCCCUGUUCUCCCAAUGCCACCCCACUGAAAAUGCUGGAGGGCAUGCCCCCAAGCCCAGCCAGGCUCAACCAUCUCACAAGACGCAAACCCAAAACCGAAGACUUCCUUACCUUCCUCUGCCUAAGAGGCUCUGCUGCGUUGCCCAGCAACAUGACAUACUUUGGUAGUGCUAAAGAUGAUGAAGAUGUAGAUGAGGAAGAGGAUGAGGAAGAGGAAGAAGACGGUGCUAGCAAUGCCACUGCUUCCUGCCAGUCCACUCCACGCAAGAGCAAAGGACCCAACAAAUGCAUCGCCAACGGUCAUGUAUUUAAUGGGCAGACACGAACUGCUGAGGAAAACGAGAGCAGUUUAAGAGCCAGAGGGAGAGACGGGGUCCAUGGGAAGGAGAAGAACACUGUAGCAUCAGCUAGGACCUCCACUACACACAAUCUAAGACCCACCAGGGCUGUACAAGAACAAAAACAACAGGCCUCCAAAAUGAAUGGAACAUCGGGAGCAUCCGCUGUCAGUUCUAGGAAGACGAGAGAACUCCGCACUCCCCCGACCAAAGCUGUGAAAUACCCCAAGGGCCAUGUGACUUACACCAAAGCCAGACUGCUCAAAGAGGCCAAGCUCAGCCUGAGCACACAUACACGCCACACCCACACACACCCUCAGCACUCCAACUCAGGAAAAGCCCAAACCAGCCACGCCAAGAUGCAAAAACAGGUGCUAUCACCAGCAACCGCUGGGAGGCUGUGUGGGAAGGACACUUUCCCACCCAGACGAAACGGACUGAGACAGUCAAAGAGGCAGUUGGAGUUAGCUGGGGUUAGUCUGACUGGAGCAGAGGUCGAGGCUAAGAGGGUCAAAGUACAAGUGGUUCCCUUGGAGACGCGGAGUAGGAAAGCAGCUCAGGAGACGCCGGUGAGACCGCAAGUGGCAGGAUCGCAACGGCCCAAACGGGCCUUGGCGGGGAAGCUCAUGUUCACCAAACAGAUGCACUGUAAAGCCACCGUUCUGGCCAAGAACAGCCCCACUACCUCAACACAAGACAUUUUAAAACCAGCCAACUCCCCCAAAAUAUCAGAGACCCCCAAAACAAGCAAUUCACUAAAACAAGGCAAUCAUUCUAAAACAACUGAGCCCCUCAACCAAGCUGAGCCUAAAGAGCGAGGCCGGCGCAGCACGGAGGUCACGGAGGUUCCUGUUUUCUAUCCCAGCACACGCGAGCUCCACGACCCAAUGACUUAUAUGGAGUUUAUGCGGGGGCAAGCGGAGGCGUAUGGGUUGUACCGGGUUGUUCCACCGGCGGAUUGGCGUCCUGAGUGUAAGCUUAAAGAGGAGAUGCGCUUCGUCUCGUACGUGCAGCAUGUGCACAAGCUGGGCAGACGCUGGGGCCCAAAUGUACAGCAACUGGCCUGCAUCAGGAGACACCUGCGGACACAAGGCAUUAAUAUGGAAGAGCCUCCACUUAUAGGGGGCUGUGAGCUGGACCUGGCCAGAUUCUUCCAGAUCCUAAAUGAAAUGGGGGGAAUGCAGCAGGUGACAGACCUGAAGUCGUGGGGCCGUCUCGCCGAUCUGCUGGGCAUCCCACGCUCGGCUCAAGAUCGGCUGGCCAAGCUCCAGGAGGCGUACUGCCAAUACCUGCUCUCCUACGACUCCCUGUCCCCAGCCCAAAGGACCCUGCUGGAGAAGGAAGUGCUGGCGGAGAAAGAGGCUCUGGAGAGAAGAAGUGGGCCCCUAGAGGGCCAGGGAGACAUAUCCCAGCAUGCCGCUCUGCUGCUUCCACGCUCCGAGCCCAAAAAUGGGCUGGUGAACGGAGCGUUGCACCGAAGCGGAGCACGUGAGCACCUCAGAGAGCUGGACCCCAUGGCAAAGACCACCCGGCAGAGAAGACUAGAGAAGAGAGGGGAGGAAGAAGGGGUGAUAAAUGAACAUCACAAGUGCAUAUACAGGGGAAAGUCGUUCUCUCUGACGACAUUCUACAGGGCAGCCAGGAAUACUAUGAACAUGUGCUUCAGCAAAGAGCCAGACACUGCUGAAGUUGAGAGGGAGUACUGGAGAUUGGUUGAGGAAAAGGAAUGCCAUGUUGCUGUGCACUGUGGGAGGGUUGAUACAAAGACUCAUGGGAGUGGAUUUCCUGUGGGCAAGUCUGAGCCAUUUUCAAAGCAUGGAUGGAAUCUUACUGUCCUUUCCAAUAACUCAGGAUCCAUCUUACGUCAUCUUGGUGCUGUGCCAGGAGUGACCAUCCCCUGGCUGAACAUAGGCAUGGUCUUUUCUACCUCAUGCUGGUGUCGGGACCAGAACAGCCUUCCGUAUAUCGAUUACCUACACACUGGUGCUGACUGCAUUUGGUACUGUGUUCCAGCUGAAGAGAAAUCAAAACUUGACAAAGUAGUACACACACUGCUACAGGCUAACGGCACUCCAGGGCUGGAGAUGCUAGAGAGGAACAUUAUGAUUUCUCCAGAGGUGCUCCGUCGAAAGGGGGUGAAAGUGUACCGGACAGUGCAACAGAGUGGUCAGUUCAUGGUAUGUUUCCCAGGGACCUUUGUGUCUAAGGUGUGUUGUGGCUACAGUGUCUCAGAGACAGUGCACUUCGCCAACCCCCAGUGGAUGAAACUGGGCUACGAGGCAGCUAAGGACCUUAAACGGCGUCGUAUAGAGGAGCCUUUCUCCACCGAGAAACUGCUCUACCAGAUCACUACAUGUGAGCGGGACAACAAGCAGCUCAUGAAUGCAGUCUCCAGUCUCAUCAAAGAUCUCAGGUCUGUCCGAAACACAUCCUGAGGCUUGUUUUG
Messenger RNA from Sinocyclocheilus rhinocerous, 3674 nucleotides. Its product is annotated as protein Jumonji-like. Lineage: Eukaryota; Metazoa; Chordata; Actinopteri; Cypriniformes; Cyprinidae. The record is from RefSeq and is a predicted model, not a curated record. The transcript has 15 exons. Gene Ontology annotation, cellular component: chromatin; nucleus. The coding region runs from base 538 to 3663 and encodes 1041 amino acids. Gene Ontology annotation, molecular function: DNA binding. Gene Ontology annotation, biological process: chromatin remodeling; regulation of gene expression.